Molecule: messenger RNA, 2544 nt
Organism: Macadamia integrifolia
Lineage: Eukaryota; Viridiplantae; Streptophyta; Magnoliopsida; Proteales; Proteaceae
Product: putative disease resistance RPP13-like protein 3
Exons: 2
Coding region: 1-2544 (847 amino acids)
Biological process (GO): defense response to other organism
Molecular function (GO): ADP binding
Source: RefSeq, a predicted model, not a curated record
AUGGCAGAUAGCAUUGCUUCUUUUGUUACAGAUAAUGUACUCAAAUGCAUAAAAGAUGAGGCAGAACUGCUGAUAGGGUUGGAUGAUCAGGUCAAGAGCCUCAAAGAUCAGCUCGAAGUAAUAGAUGCCAUCCUUGUGAGAAGCGAGAGGGCUCGCCUUCGGCACCAUGGACCAAUAGAGGUGCUGAUGGGGCAAUUGCGAGAUAUAGCUUGUGAUGCUGAGGAUACGAUCGACACAUACAGUGCGAAAGAAUGCAUUCGGAAUGAAAGAAGCUUGAUUGGAAGUAUAAUUGACUGGCCUAGGGAGCAAUGGUCUAAACAUGAGGUCGCGAAAAAGAUUGAAGACAUAAGUGGAAGGAUUGAUCGUAUUAAGCGAGACUUGGAUUCGAGUGGGAUCAAUCUAAAUCAAGCUCUACAACCUCCUUCUUUUCAGGGCCAGCCACAGCAGAAGCGGCGGCGUGUCGAAGAAAAUGAGGUUGUUGGUUUUGAUGAUGAGUCAAAUACGAUAACAAGGCGAUUGCUCCGCCGUCAAGGAGAGAACCACCAUCUCACUGUUGUCUCGAUCGUGGGUAUGGGCGGCAUGGGUAAGACUACGCUUGCCAAGAAAGUCUACAAUGACCUUGAGGUGAAGAAGCACUUCGAACAAGGUUGUGCUUGGGCACAUGUGUCCCAAGACUACAGCCAUAAACAGCUACUACUAGUCAUUCUAAAAGCUUUCAAGAGAUUAACAAUAGAGGAGAUGAAGAUGGAGGAGGAAGAGAUUGGGGAGCUGCUUUUGCAAUGCCUCAAGGGGAAAAGAGUUUUGUUCACAACUCGUGUGGAACAUGUAGCAAGGGAAGCCGAUCCAACUCCACAUCGUUUGAAAUUUCUCAGCCCUGAUGAGAGCUGGGAACUACUUAAGAAGAAGGUGUUCGGAGGAGAAAAAUGCAACAAACUAUGGGAGGAAUCUGGGAGAAAGAUUUCCAAGAAAUGUGGGGGCCUUCCAUUAGCUAUUGUUGUUCUUGGUGGUGUAUUGUUUUACAAAUGGACGAAGACAUUUGAUCAGUGGUCUAAGGCAGUUGACUGUGUGAGUUCUAUCCUUUCUGAGCGUCCAAAGGAUUGCAAAGAGAUACUGAAGUAUAGCUAUGAUGAUCUACCUCUUCAUCAGUUGAGGGUUUGCUACCUCUAUUUUGCUGCUUUCCCCGAAGAUUUCGAGAUUCCUACAAAACGGUUGAUUCGACUAUGGGUUGCAGAAGGACUGGUUCAAGUUCCUCCCCGUAGCUACGAAACAAGCGAGCAAGUCGCAGAACAUUAUUUGGAUGAGCUAAUCGAUAGAAGCCUUGUUGAAGCAGUGAAGAGAAGAUCUAAUGGUGGUGUGAAGACAUGUAAAAUCCAUGAUCUUCUCCGAGAUCUUUGCAUUGAUGAAGCCCAGAAGCAAAAAUUUAUCAUCCAGUACCAGGAGCGAGGCAUUGAUGAACAGUUGAUUUCCAUCAUACCACGACGACUAGCCGGAAAGUCUAAUCUUCUGAGGUACAUUUACUUAAAGUGUUCUUCUAAACCACUUCGCUCUAUUCUCUGCUUCAUCCACAGAGAACUUGUUCAUGGCAUUAAUACUAACUUAACAUCUUUUUGCAAUAACCUUCAAUUGCUUAGAGUGUUGGACCUUGAGGGUAUAAUUGUUGAUACCUUACCAGAUGAAAUAGGUAAACUGUUUCACUUGAGGUACUUGAGCUUGGGCAUUACAACACUUACAAAGCUUCCAGAUUCAAUUUGCAACCUGAGGAACCUCCAGACCCUAGUUGUAAAAUCUAAGUCCAUCCACUCUAUACCUUCAGGGAUCUGGAAAUUGAAAAAAUUAAGGCAUGUGUACCUCCAAGGUCAGACUCUCCUUUCCCCACCGACCUCCACUAUGGACAAUGAAUCCUCUUUGGUGGAUCUCCAAACUCUAUCCACAAUAUGUCCCAGUAGUUGUACUGAAGAGAUCUUUGCCCAAAUGCCCAAUCUAAUCAAAUUAGGGGUAGAAGGAGACUUGCAAUCCAAGUUGGAGUCUUUAGCCAAGAGUAGGGACAAAUUGCAACAACUCAAGUCAUUGAAGUUGAAAAGAGAUCUUACUUCUGCACCUGUCAUAAUGCUUCCAAGAAAGUUUCCAGAAAACCUCACAAAGAUCAGUUUACACAACACUGAACUGGAAGCAGACCCCUUGCAGCAGUUGGGACAGUUAAAGCAACUCCAGAUCCUGAAAUUGAUGGAGCAAUCUUAUGUGGGAUACACACUAUCCUUCAAUUCUGAAGACUUCGAACGCUUGCUAGUCCUGCAGCUGAUGAACUUCUAUGAUCAUGAAUUCAAAUUGGAAAUGGAGGAAGGAGCACUACCAAGCCUUGAGCGAUUGGUUAUCCACAAUUGCCAUUCUCUACAGAGAGUUCCCGAUGAACUUUGGGACUUAACAACUCUGGAAAUAAUAAACUUGUGGGAGCCAUCAGGACCAGUGAGAAGUGUGAUUCUACAAAAGGAAAAUGAGAUAAAGCAACGAUGCAAGAUCGAGAUGUUUCCGCCGGAGACACACUAG